AGAGCAAUUGUUGUUCUUGAAGAAUCAAUAAAUUGAAGGAGAAAUAAAGGGUUGUGAAAGGAUGAAGUGAGAGAGGAAGUGGGGAAAUCAGCUUCUGAAAGAAUGAUUGAAACUACCCAACACAUUCUCUCAACUUCCAAUUCCAAUUCCAAAUAACAUAUAAUAAUCAUAAUCUUGUAUUAUUGAUUCUUGACCCUUUCAAACCCUAACCCAAUUCCAAUGGCUUCAUCGGAGAUUGAGGUCGUUUCAUCGGACUCCAAACCCAAUGACCGUCCUCCAAUACUCGACGUCUUCACUGCCUCUUCUCAUGGCGACUUUCACAAAUUGAGGUCUUUUGUUCAAUAUGACGGCGCCUCCGUUUCCGUUCCCGAUGUUAAUGGUUAUUAUGCUCUUCAAUGGGCUUCCCUUAACAACUUUCAUGAAAUUGUGCACUAUCUCAUUCAGCAUGGAGCUGAUGUCAAUGCUAAAGACAACAUGCAACAAACGGCAUUGCAUUGGGCGGCUGUUCGUGGUUCAACUGCGGCAGCUGAUGUGCUCUUGGAGAAUGGUGCUCGGGUUGAAGCUGCUGACAUAAAUGGAUAUCGGGCAGUUCAUGUUGCUGCACAAUAUGGACAGACAGCUUUCUUAAAUCAUGUUGUGGUAAAGUACAAUGCUGAUUUUGAUGUGCCUGAUAAUGAUGGAAGGAGUCCUCUUCAUUGGGCUGCAUAUAAGGGAUUUGCCGAUACGAUAAGAUUGCUUCUAUUUAGAGAUGCAAGUCAAGGAAGACAAGAUAAAGAUGGUUGUACUCCGUUGCACUGGGCUGCAUUAAGAGGACAUGCAGAGGCAUGUGCUGUGCUUGUACAUGCAGGCACAAAGGAGGAAUUGUUGGUGAAGGAUAAUGCUGGCUUCACUCCUGUACAACUUGCAUAUGAUAAAGGUCAUCGGCAUGUCACUUCUUUCCUUUCUAAUCAACAACGAGGUCGUAGCAAAUACUGGAGAGGUAAACUUUGUAAUGGGAUGGUGACAGAUAUUGGUUAUGCUCCCAUCUUAUUGUGUAUUAUAGUCUUUCUUAUGAUCCUCUUCAUCAACUCAGUCAUUGCAGCUCCCAACCUUAAAAAGAUUACUGCAAUUGUUGGAAUUUGGGCAUGGACAGCUCUUUCUUUGACAGUUGGUGCCCUGAUUAUGUUUUAUAGGUGUAGUAGUAAAGAUCCAGGUUAUAUAAAACGGCCGGGAGACUUGGAUACACAAAGUGAUACGGAGGAUCCUUUAUUGAAUAUUGACCUGAAUAGUUCCUCUGUUUGGAUGGGAAAUUGGUCUCAACUUUGCCCUACCUGCAAGAUAAUAAGACCUGUCCGAUCCAAGCAUUGUCCUACUUGUAAGCGCUGUGUGGAACAGUUUGACCACCAUUGUCCGUGGAUAUCUAACUGUGUUGGGAAGAGGAACAAGAGGGAUUUCUUUAUUUUUAUCUGCAUGGGAACUUUGACUUCUUUCCUAGCUGCUGCCAUUGCAGUUCAAAGAAUUUGGACAUCUACACCUGCAUUACCAGCAGGAGAAACGUGGACCCAUCAUGUGUUAGUAAGAUAUCCAGGUCUUCUUGUGUUUUUGGUGAUGGAUGCUGUUGUUUUCAUUGCAGCUACAACAUUAACGAUAACACAGGCCUCCAUGGAAAUGAUAGUGUCAUUUUUGGGAAAAACAGAGAGACGAGUUUACCUCUGCUGGAAGCCACCAUUUCAUGUGCAAGAAUUCACAAGUUCUGUAUAAGAGUUGUUUACCUUUCUCUCUCCCAAAAUGAAAUGUCAAAUUUAGGAAAAAGGAGAUAUCCACGAAUGAUAUAUUUUCCUUCAGUUAAACAGCUUGUUUCAGAGAAAGCUUCGAAAUAUACAAGCAUCUCUCUUUUGCACACAUUCAGGAUUUUCAUGUUUGUAAACUGUAAUGCAGAUAGCUCGAAAUGUCACCACAAAUGAACUAGCGAAUUCCUCCCGUUAUGAAUAUCUUCGUGGUCCUGAUGGGCGGUUCAGAAACCCAUAUAACCACGGUUGUUGGAAGAAUUGUGCUGACUUUCUUUCUCUGGGCUACACAGAUGAUAAUGUUAUUGCUUGGCCACCAUUACAGCGGGUGGUGAUUUAGAAAAAUCUCUUUUGCCGUGUAUGCAUUGUAUUACAUAGCUCUAAUUCAUAGAUAUAUAGAUGAUAGUCAUUUUUCAGCUAGGCUGUAAACAUUCACCGACACAUGUACAUUUUGUUACAGAGCACAGAAAUAAAACAUUUUCUUUUGGGCCAUAAGAAAAUACAAAUUAUUUGAUGC
Molecule: messenger RNA, 2283 nt
Organism: Abrus precatorius (Indian licorice)
Lineage: Eukaryota; Viridiplantae; Streptophyta; Magnoliopsida; Fabales; Fabaceae
Product: probable protein S-acyltransferase 23
Exons: 13
Coding region: 220-1740 (506 amino acids)
Biological process (GO): protein palmitoylation
Cellular component (GO): Golgi membrane
Molecular function (GO): palmitoyltransferase activity; protein binding
Source: RefSeq, a predicted model, not a curated record